AAGUGUUAAUAUUUUACUUUAUUGAUUUAAUUAAUUAUCUAGAUUCUAUGUUAAGGAGUUCUGAAAAAUCCGCUAGGUCAUAUGGAAUAUUUCGAAAAUAAUAUAUUGCUGCGAAAAUAUAAAAUUCACUUAACUUUACUUUCGCGAUCUCCCGGUGACUGCCUACACAUGCUACUCUUUAAGGCAGGUUCUCAGAGAGCUAAAUACUAGGAGCUGUCUCUCUGACAUGGUCAGAUAGUAGCAAGUUUUAGCUUGGUUUCUACCUGUGAAGAUGACGACGCUCAGCUCUAAAUUGGAAAAAUGUGAAGUUUGUGCGGCUAACAAAGCAAAGUACACGUGUCCAAAAUGUGAGGUUAGAACAUGUUGUCUUGGAUGUAUCAACAUUCACAAAAAGGAAUUGGAUUGUGAUGGAAUUCGAGAUAAAACAAAAUUCAUCUCACUAAACACAUUCACUGAUUUGGAUUUACUCAGUGACUAUCGAUUACUUGAAGAAGUUGGUAGGUCUGUAGACCAACUACAAAGAGAUCCUUCAAAAAGAUAUACGCGACAAAGCAAUCUCCCUGUGCACUUAAAUAAAUUGAAAACAGCAGUUAAACAUAGAAGAACAAAACUAGAAUUUCUGCCACAAAACUUUAGUCGUCAUAAGGAAAAUACAACAUAUUUGAAAUGGAGUACAAAUGAAUUAUUCUGGAGAGUUGAGUGGAUUUUUCCUCAAGCAGAGAAUACAAAAUGGGUUGAUGAUAGGUUGUUGGAGUCUGAACGAUUAUCUAAUCUAGUAGAAAAGGUAAUAGAUCCUAUAGAGACGUCAAAAGAUAAGAAACUAGAUAUUGAGGAGUUAAAUGUUAAAAUGAUUCUAAGUGACAGAUUACAAUUUUACCGUGCCGCUGGAUUGCCUGGAAUAAAGGUUUUGUUAAAAGCAGAAAUGGUUCAGAAAUCUGAUACAAGAUUUUAUGAACUAGAUGUAACAUUGACGCUUAAAGAAAAUUUAGAAAAGAAAACAAUAAUAGAAUUUCCAACAUUAUAUGUAAUAUUGCGUGAUCACUUGGAUAUGUAUGAAAUUAUAGAUAGUGAUGAAGAACAAGAAGUAGUGGAAAAAGAAAAAUCAUUUAAUAAUUCAAAAAAAAGAAACUUACAAAAAAGAAAAUAUCCACGGAAUCAAAAUAGCAAACAAAAAGAGGAAGGCCCAGUGAAUUUCUUUUUUGAUACUGCAUUAACAGAUUCAGAGGAUGAACAAAUGCACGAAAGGAGAAAUUACCCUAGCAAAUUAAAUAUUCCAGAGUAUAAUGAUUUGGUCAAAAUGGAACAUUAAAAUAGCAUUAUAACUAAGAUGACAAAGACCUCAGAAAAUUCAUCAAGAAUCAUCGUAUAUAUUUGUAUGAAUUCAA
Cephus cinctus (wheat stem sawfly) is the source of this 1385-nucleotide messenger RNA. Its product is annotated as box C/D snoRNA protein 1. The coding region runs from base 272 to 1309 and encodes 345 amino acids. Gene Ontology annotation, cellular component: nucleus; pre-snoRNP complex. Gene Ontology annotation, biological process: box C/D snoRNP assembly; maturation of LSU-rRNA from tricistronic rRNA transcript (SSU-rRNA, 5.8S rRNA, LSU-rRNA); snoRNA localization. The transcript has 7 exons. The record is from RefSeq and is a predicted model, not a curated record. NCBI's taxonomy places the organism in Eukaryota, Metazoa, Arthropoda, Insecta, Hymenoptera, Cephidae.